Ruditapes philippinarum (Manila clam) is the source of this 3644-nucleotide messenger RNA. RefSeq lists its product as uncharacterized. The transcript is spliced from 12 exons. Gene Ontology annotation, molecular function: transmembrane transporter activity. Lineage: Eukaryota; Metazoa; Mollusca; Bivalvia; Venerida; Veneridae. The record is from RefSeq and is a predicted model, not a curated record. The coding region runs from base 217 to 1944 and encodes 575 amino acids. Gene Ontology annotation, biological process: transmembrane transport; monoatomic anion transport.
GAAAAAAGGUAAUAUAGGAAAAUCCUAUAACGUGAAUAAAUACUACACUUCUUCAACAACUCGUGUAAACACAAUUAAUGUAUUUAAUGUCCUGCUUUUUUCAAACAAUGUUUAAGAGGUUGUACAUGUUGAUAUAAAAUGUGAUCAUAAUAAAGAUGGAAAUAUUUUUUGAAUACGUAAAUGGCUUUAUAUCGAGUACAAAGGGACUAACUAGCUAUGAGUGAGGAGCCUAAAGAAACCGACACUCUCGAAGCAAAUGGUGAAAUACCUCUCAAAGUUAAAUACAAAGAUCCUAACACUUUCCUUUGCUCAACAAGAUGGCGUAUGGUUGCAUAUAUAUUUCUCAGUUUUGCCCUGUUGUAUGUGCACCGGGUUAACCUCAGUCUUGCCAUCGUUUGUAUGGUAGAUACCACCCACACAGAUACCCCAGUGACACAUAUUAACAACAGUGAAACUGUUACUAAUUAUAGUUACAGUCAAUAUGUUAACAGUUCUGAUCGAUUAACAUCUAAUGUUUCUAAAGACAUAAAUGUUACAUUCACUGUUGAGAAUGAUGUACUGACUGGAGAAGAUUCCAUUUCUAAGUGUGGAAAUGUUAAAACAAAUGAGAACAAGGAAUGGAUACCCGAAAUUUACUGGGACAAGAAAGAAAUUUCCAUCCUUCUGUCUUCUUACUUCUACGGAUCUUUCUUCACUCAAAUUCCCGCCGGAACCAUAUCUGAUAUUUUUGGCGGGAAACACGUCAUCACAUUGGCCAUGCUGUUGAGCACAUUGUGUAGUCUGCUUACACCGAUUUGUGCACGGACCAGUAUUAUACUAAUGUUUGUCGUCAGGAUAACAGUUGGCCUUGCUGGCGGUUCAGUUAUUCCAGCGGGAAUGUCAAUGGUGAAUUCUUGGGCCACGCCCGCCGAGCGACCUCUAAUGAUAGCAGUUUGCGCUUCAGGUCUUCUGACAGGUGCAAUUGUAACUUUUCUAACAUCAGGCUUACUUUGCGCAUAUGGAUUUGACAACGGCUGGGCUUCUAUUUUCUAUAUACACGGCUGUAUUACUGGGCUAUUUACUUUGUUGUGGAUUUUCGAAGGUUACAGUCUACCUUCACAUCAUCCUAGAAUUUCUGAUAAAGAAUUAGAUUACAUAGAAUCAUCUAGAAUCCAUUCCACAAGUACAAAACGUCCGACAACUCCGUGGAAAAGUUUGUUGCAAUCUAAACCUCUAUGGGCAACAUUCAUCGCACAUUUUUGUUUCAAUUGGAGCUUCUUUACAGUCCUCAUCAAUGUGCCAUUGUUUCUGAAAGAAGUACUGAAAUUUAACAUUAAGUCGAAUGGUUUAUACUCAGCCAUGCCAUUUAUAUUCCAAAUCAUAUCAUCAAUUCUGUGCGGAAAACUUUCAGGAGUUAUCAUAAAAAAGAAUCCUUCAUUGCACUUGAUUACAAGGCGAUUAUUUACAUCUGUUAGUCAGUUUGGAAUAGCGGCAUGUUUAGUAUGUGCGGGCUACGUGUCAUGUGAUUCUAGAUAUAUUGCUGUGAUGUUGCUCUGCUUUGCUUGCACCUUUGCUGGGUUCUCAUAUGGUGGAUUUUUUGCAAACCAUGCAGAAUAUGCCGGACAGUUUGCUGGAACUGCUUUCGGAAUAACAAAUGCUGGCGGAGUGAUUUCAUCGCUUGUUGCUUCAAUGAUGGCAGGACUUCUUACACCAAAUGGUUUACAAGAAGAAUGGCAGCGAGUAUUCUACAUAGCCGCGGGUGUUAACGUUGUUGGAGCUCUGUCAUUUACAGCAUGUUCUGAUGUGUAUCUUCAGUCUUGGGCCAGAACUCAAACUAUUAUCACAAUAGAUGUUGACCUAGAUAAAGGAAUACAAGAACUUAAAGUUUUAAAAAAUGAAAACGUGCCAAAAUCAGAGACAGCUGAAAACAUUCACGAAAACACACCUUUACAGAAAAACAUAUAAUAAGAGUAUUCUACGAAGAUGUAAAAUUUCUGAUAUUAAAAUCACAGUCGUAUGUUCGAAUUUAUUACUAGACAUUUUAUUACACUAUUGCUAUAAAUAAACAUACAUAUAACUUUAUUUCACUCAGGUAUAUCAAAGUAUACAACAUGAGGUUUAUCAAUAAGAUAGCAUUAAUUGCAAAUUGUCUCAGAAUGUGUCAUUGUUUGUGUACUACUCAAACUUAGACCGUACUCUCAUUUAUUGUGUCUGCCACUCAAACAAAGACCGUAAUCUCAUUUAUUGUGUCUACAACUCAAACAAAGACCUUCAUCUCAUUUAUUGUGUCUACCACUCAAACAAAGACCGUACUCUCAUUUAUUGUGUCUACCACUCAAACAAAGACCGUACUCUCAUUUAUUGUGUCUACCACUCAAACAAAGACCGUACUCUCAUUUAUUGUGUCUACUACUCAAACAAAGACCGUACUCUCAUUUAUUGUGUCUACCACUCAAACAAAGACCGUACUCUCAUUUAUUGUGUCUACCACUCAAACAAAGACCGUACUCUCAUUUAUUGUGUCUACCACUCAUACAAAGACCGUACUCUCAUUUAAUGUGUCUACCACUCAAACAAAGACCGUACUCUCAUUUAUUGUGUCUACCACUCAAACAAAGACUUUAAUCUCAUUUAUUGUGUCUACUACUCAAACAAAGACUUUAAUCUCAUUUAUGGUGUCUACCACUCAAACAAAGACCGUACUCUCAUUUAUGGUGUCUACCACUCAAACAAAGACCGUACUCUCAUUUAUUGUGUCUACUACUCAAACAAAGACUUUAAUCUCAUUUAUGGUGUCUACCACUCAAACAAAGACAUACGUCUCAUUUAUUGUGCCUGCCACUACAAAGACCUUCAUCUCAUUUAUUGUGUCUACCACUCAUACAAAGACCGUACUCUCAUUUAUUGUGUCUACCACAUAAACGAAGGCUUUAAUCUCAUUUAUUGUGUCUGCCACUCAAACAAAGACCGUAAUCUCAUUUACUGUGUCUACCACUCGAACAAAGACCUACAUCUCAUUUAUUGUGUCUACCACUCAUACAAAGACCGUACUCUCAUUUAUUGUGUCUACCACAUAAACGAAGGCUUUAAUCUCAUUUAUUGUGUAUGCCACUCAAACAAAGACCGUAAUCUCAAAUUAUUGUGUCUACCACUCGAACAAAGACCUACAUCUCAUUUAUUGUGUCUGCCACUCAAACAAAGACCUUCAUCUCAUUUUUUUGUUUCUACCCCGAAAACAAAGACCAUUCUCUCAUGUAUAUAUCUACCACUCAAACAAAGGCUUUACUUUCAUUUUUUUUAUCUACAACUCAAACAAAGACCGUAAUCUCAUUUAUUGUUUUGUUAGAAAGAUAAACAAUAAUUUUAUAAGGAUAUGUAAGAAUCUCGUUGUUGUUUUUUAGUUCUUUUUUUGUUGUUGUUUUAUUUCCAAUGUUAAUUAUUUGAAACAACAUUUAUGUUAAAAAUAUUUUGAUAUAAUGGUAAUAACUUUUACACACAUGAUGUCGCUGUAAUAAUGCUCAUGCUCUUCUCAUGUUGUAUGUAACCGCCGCAAUUGAAUGUAUGGCGAUGAAUAUGUGAUAUGUUUAUAUGCUAAUAAACUCAUUGAAUUGAAUUGAUGUUCUACAUUCUUCUCAAAAAUAGGAUAAUAAUAAAUUUGAUGUGUU